Molecule: messenger RNA, 4274 nt
Organism: Onthophagus taurus
Lineage: Eukaryota; Metazoa; Arthropoda; Insecta; Coleoptera; Scarabaeidae
Gene: Adcy2
Product: adenylate cyclase type 2 Ac76E
Biological process (GO): cAMP biosynthetic process; adenylate cyclase-inhibiting G protein-coupled receptor signaling pathway; adenylate cyclase-activating G protein-coupled receptor signaling pathway
Cellular component (GO): plasma membrane
Molecular function (GO): adenylate cyclase activity
Source: RefSeq, a predicted model, not a curated record
UUCCUUAAAUCAUUUUAUUUCCACUAAAUACAUAAAACAAUCUCUCAAAUUCCACCAACUUAACAAAAAAAAUUCAAAUUCAAAUGAUUAUCUCAAAACUUUUACAUUCAAACUAUUUAUAUCACAAUUCCAAAAAUCGUACUUCAUUUAAUUCGACAUCUACGCUUUUUUUUGCUUUUUUCUCUUGGAUAAAGACGCGAUAUCAUCGACAUCAAAAGGCGUCGUAUCGUAGCGGCCGACGUCGGGCGUCGCGACGCCACCGUUAACGUCUGCAAAUCGCAACGGUCAACGCGCGAAAUAACCUGCGUCGGAUGCGAGCGUCGCCGUCGUUGGACGUCGCGCUGUCGCUUCUCUUCCGUUUUCUACUUCCACCACCACCAGUUGCUGCUUGCACGGCGACGCGGUCAGUCGUUAGCGUCAACGUCGUCGUCGGCGUCGUUUGUCGUCGUCGUCGUUGGCGUCGCGGAAAACCUCGUGUUCCUCAACUACUAAGUUUUAUCGCGAACGCUUCGCCGACGUACGCUCGUUUUUCCUUCGACGGCGAUUUCUCCUUUCAUCUGGCCACUUCUUCGUAUACGAUGAUUCAAGGAGACGUCAUGGAACUGGAAACUUUGUACCGGAGGUAUUGCGUCGGAUUGAAGCAUUCCCUCUUUUUAUCCUGCUUAACUGUAUCCGCACUCAGCUGUGUUGCUCUUCUAAUCACAACUAUUAUUUUAUAUGCUCAGGGUAGCCAAGAUAAUCGACUACCAAUCGUAGUGAUGUCGAUAGUGUCCUUGGCUAUGGUGGCCACACUGAUCGCCUCUCAAUUUCCCAUCGUAAUGGAAUCGGAAGCGUGGUCAUUAGCAGCAUCCCUUCUAAUUACCGUUGUGGUCGCAACGGCAACCCUUCUACUAGCCGGAAGACAUGCUCCUUUACCUCUAUUCGCUUUAUUACUCGCUGUGCACACGAUGUUGCCAAUAUCAAAACCGAUCGCGUUAACUUUAGCCACAGUUAUAACAGUCGCCCAUUUAGCUACAUCGAUCGUCUAUAAACACGAUUCGAACAACCACGCUUAUUAUAUGCAGUUAAUUCCGGAAACUAUGCUGUUACUAACUGCGAGCGCAACCGGGUUAUAUUACAGAUAUAUGACCGAAUCGGCCCACAGGAAAACGUUUGUAGGAACGAGAACUUGUAUAGAAUCCCGAGUUAAACUCGAAUGUGAAAAGGAACAACAAGAACAACUUUUAUUAAGUGUUAUUCCAGCGUAUAUAGCAGCUGAGGUAAAAAGAAGUAUCAUGUUAAAAAUGGCGGAUGCUUGCCAAGAAGUUACAAACAAGCAGAGUUUCCACGAGAUGUACGUCCAAAGACAUAACAAUGUCUCCAUUCUAUAUGCAGACAUCGUAAACUUCACGCCGCUUUCCGAACAGUUGUCCGCAUCAGAUCUUGUCAAAACUUUGAACGAGUUGUUUGGAAGAUUCGAUCAGAUAGCGCAGGACAAUCAGUGCAUGAGGAUCAAAAUACUGGGCGAUUGUUACUACUGCGUAUCCGGUCUUCCUGUAUCCAGACCCAACCACGCCUAUAACUGCGUCAACAUGGGUUUGCAAAUGAUCGAUGCAAUACGUUUUGUUCGAGAAGCAACGGGAUUCAACGUGGAUAUGCGAAUUGGGAUUCACACAGGAAAUGUUCUUUGCGGGGUUUUAGGUCUAAGGAAAUGGCAGUUCGAUGUUUGGAGCGACGAUGUUACUUUAGCGAAUCACAUGGAAUCAGGGGGUAUUGCAGGAAGAGUACACAUAACUAAAGCGACUCAACUUCAACUAGGGGACAAAUUUGAAGUGGAGCCAGGAGAUGGAAUAAGCAGAGAGGGUUAUCUCGCAGACCAUAAAAUCGAGACAUUUCUUAUCAUACCCCCUAAGAAACCCGAUAAGGAAACACAAAAUGGAAAUUUAAAGACCGGACGUUUUUCUGUAACAUCGGAACGAAAUAACAGCAUAACAGAGCAGUCAAACAGUGGUGGACAAGGAACUGCAGUUCCCGGAGGAGUUCCGACCAGGUCGAGACCGUCAAGUAAAAUGACCAAAUACGUUGAAUGUUGGGGUGCCGACAAACCAUUCGCCAAUAUUGCCGAAUCCACUCUGGCGAAGAAUAUUGAGUUGACUACGCUUCCUGUUCAACAGAGCAUGGCUAUGAUUGAGUCAAAUUUACUCCCGGAUAAAGGUUCUUGUUUGGAUUGCAAAAAACACUUACAAAAUGAAGAUUUUCAUCCGAUGUUGUUAUGGUUCAAAAGCACGCAACAAGAGAAUGAGUAUCGGCACCAAAACGACAACGAAUUCCGGUAUUACAUCGCCUGUUCGACUUUGAUUUUCGUCGGAAUGUGCGUGAUGCAAAUAUCGACGAUUCCACGCGGGAUCAUUCUUUAUGGAACAAUCGGACCUACGUUAGUUGUUUUAUCAAUUUUCGUUUAUUUAUGUUGGUUGGAAGGAUGUUGCAGAUCCAAACCAUCUUCGGAAACUCCAACGGAUACGAUCGAUGGUUGUUCACCUCCUGGAAAAAUCGUCGCUGAAAGUCGAUGUCUUAGAAUAGCGAUUUUUUUACUUUCAAUAGUUUUAAUAGCAACUUGUGCAGUGAUAACAGUGGUUGAUUAUAGUCCUGAAGAACUAUUUAAUGUUAAUGGUUCGAUAGUGAGUAAUAAAAACUUAAAUAUAACGUUUUCGGAUAACCCCGUUUUGGAAUAUGUCCCGACAUAUCUUUAUGGAUCAGCGAUGACCUUGGCAGCAAUAUCGGUUUUUUUGAGAAUUGGAUUCCUACUCAAAUUGGGAUUAAUGUUAACUUCAAUUAUUUGCCAUAUUAUUAUUUAUAGUUAUUACGAAUUUUUUCAAGAUUAUCACGACGUCCACGAUGAUGAAUUUCCUGCAAUUAAUUUUGAAAUAAAAACGGCUUUAGUUUUGGCCGUGGCGGUUACUUUAUUUCACAUCCUCGACCGACAAAUUGAGUUUACUUCAAGAACGGAUUUCUUAUGGAAAGCUAAAUUGAAAGUUGAGCAAGAUGAAGUUGAAACAAUGAGAGGAAUUAAUAAAAUAUUGCUAGAAAAUAUUCUUCCGGCUCACGUAGCUGAAAGGUUUUUAACAGCUAGAAACACCCAAGAACUUUACCACGAAAGAUAUUCGUGCAUAGGCGUUAUGUUCGCGUCAAUUCCGAAUUAUAAAGAAUUUUACGAUGAAAGCGACGUCAAUAAACAAGGAUUGGAAUGUUUGAGGCUGUUGAACGAAAUCAUUUGCGAAUUUGAUAAAUUGUUACUUAAACCAAAGUUUAGUUGUAUAGAAAAAAUUAAAACUAUCGGAAGUACUUACAUGUUAGCUUCAGGGUUACAACCUGGAAAAGAAAGUGAUAAAGCUGAAACUAGUAGAAAAGAAGAAUAUAUAAUAACGGCUCUAGUCGAUUUUGCUUUACUUUUAAUGACAAACCUCGAACAAAUUAAUAGAGAUUCAUUCCAACGUUUUAAAUUAAGAGUAGGUAUUAAUCAUGGUCCAGUUAUAGCCGGUGUAGUUGGGGCUCAAAAACCUCAAUAUGAUAUCUGGGGUAACACGGUGAAUGUAGCUUCCCGAAUGGAUUCCUGCGGCAUAAUGGGGAGGAUUCAAGUGACAGAAGACACGGCAAAAAUACUCAUGAACGCCGGAUAUUCGUGCGAAUGUCGCGGUCCAACUUACGUGAAAGGAAAAGGAACGUUAACGACGUAUUUUGUGAAGACGCAAUUUGAUGAUAAAUAAUGAGGAAAUCGUCUCAUUUAAAAAUAAAUGAAUGAGACUGAAUUUUUUGUGUUUAUAGAAAAAUCGGUUGUGAUUAUUUUAUUGUUAUUACUUUCAUUAUGAUUAAGGAUAUUUAUUUUUUAGGAGUAACUUAAACGUGUAAGACUUUGUUUAACAAAAUGUGAAUUGUUGUGCAUUUUGAGAGACUUUUAAAUAUAUGAAAUUAGUACAACGGUUUUGUAAUAAGUACAAUAAAGCUGCAAAUAUGCCUGUAAUUUAUUAAUUAAUACGAUGAAAGAGAAAUAUGUAAAAGUAGAUUAUAAAUUAAAUUUGGCAUAAUUUAUUUUCGUAUUAGCUACGAAUAAGAUAUUCUAUGCUCUGAACACCAAAAAAAUCGUUAUAAAGUAUUUAAAUUAAAGUAAUAUGUAAAAUGUUGAAUAAUAAUUGGAGAUGUAUGUGUAAAAUGUUUUAGACGCAAUGUCGUUUUGUCUUUACUGUUAUAUAUUAAAAAAAAGAUUGGAAAUUGAAAUAUAACAACUAUAAAUAUUAAAA